UUGGACUUUUUUAAUGAAGGACUCGAUUCAUUAUGUGAUGAUUUGAAAGGUUAUUUGGAUUCUUUAACCGUUUCAAAUACUAUAAGGAACUUGCAUCCAUCAUUUAACAGGAAUUUGAGCUCACUGUUCGCAAACUCUGAAAAUACAACUACACUAUCGCACACAGACUUAUCAAACCAUCGAUCUAAAUCGGAUGAUUCUAAUGGGAAUUUACCAGUAUCGCACUUAGAAGAGACAUUAAAUGAUCAGUCACUAUCAAAUUUACACGGAAAACAUGUGACAUCUGAGACCAUAUCUAAUGUUAACACACUGAAUGGCUCCAGCACUAUCAACGAUCACGCGAGUUUCUAUAAUAAAUUGUCGUUAUUGUGUAACAAUAAAAGAUAUAAACUGGAGAAUGAGGUAAUAAGCACACUGCUGAAGCACGAAAAGGAGCUGUCGGAGUUCUCAAUAGACCUGAACCACUCAAAUUCGACACUGGAGCUGAUAGAAAGGGCGUUAUCGAACCAGUAUAAGAUGUUGGAAGUAUCGUGUACGAACAUAAAGAAGUUGCACGACGAAUCGAAGGAUAUAUCGCACGGACUGGAAAAUAGGAAGAAGUUGGUGGAGAAGCUGCAGGAGUUUGUAAAGGAUGUAAUAAUAACGCCAGCAAUGAUAAGGUCGCUGUGCGGAGACGCAAUAAACGAAGAAUACGUAGGAUUGGUGGAGGAGUUUGAAAAGAAAGUGGAAAGAAUAAAGACAAAAUACAGAGAUAAGGAGUAUCCAGCAGUGGAGUUCACAAAAAUACAAAUAAAGAAGCUGGAACUGGUGUUGAUCAGAAGAAUAUUCGACUUCCUGUCGAUGGAGAUAAGUAACCUGGCAGUGCCGAAGGUGAACAUACAGCUGAUGCAAAUGACGAGGUUCAGUAGCUACAGGCCGCUCUACAAGUACCUGACGAACUUCCCAGACUACACGAAUGACCUGAAGAAGUUAUACGUGUACACGAUGAAGAAGACGUACUCGCACCUGUUCGAAAACUAUUUGAAUUCGCUGGAAAGCUGCUUUGAGAAGGAGAGGUGCAGAGACACGUCGUACAUACUGAAGGUGAGGACGCCGGAAGUGGUGAAGAGAUUGAAUAAGACGAUCAGCUACUACGACCUGGACGGGAGAGACAAAAUACUGGACGAUUUCAACUCGCAGCCGAUGCUGCCAACAGGCUUGAAGCCAGGUUCAAUCAAAAAGGAGCUGAUAGUAAAGUCGUACUUUAAGCUGCUGGUGGACACGUGCGCAACGGAGUUGGGGUUUUUGAGGUCGUUCUUCGGAACAAGUUUUACAACUACGAAUACCACUGGGCCAAGUACUACAACAGCGAAUGUGAACAGACCAGAAAGGGCGAUGCUGAAAGAAAUGUUCAGUGAAGUUUUUGAAGUGAUAUCAUUUAACAUGAAGACGUACUUCAGAGGAAGUUUCGACUUCGUGGCGCUGGGACUCAUAUACUCAGUGCUGAGGUUUAAUAGGAGGACGCUGUUGCAUAAGAAGAUAACCUUCUUCGAGUCGGAAAUGUACGAACUGGAAACGCUGGCGUACGAAAGAAGCAGCUACAUUCUGAAGGAAGUGCACGGGCUCAUAGUGAAGGCGACGAGGAACCCGCAGAUAACGACGAUCUUCACGUGGACGCCAGCACCGUUUGUAGUCAACGCGUCGCACAUACUGAUGGUGAUCCUGAGAAUCAACGAGUACACGAACAGGUUCAACAGUCACCUGGUGCAGUUGCUGGAGGCGUUAAGAGACAUGAUAGACAGGUGCUCCAAAAGACUGGACCCGAACAAGAACGCAGUCUUUGUGAUAAACAACACAGCACCGCUGGUGGAGGUGCUGGACAGGGUGUCGAACACGGCGGACUACACGACCGAGACAUUUAAUUUGGAAGCAUAUUCAGCAUGGAUGAAGCUAGAGUUGGACUCAAAUUUGGCUUUUUACUCUAAUUAUUUGUUAACUGAGUUUGUGUCGGACUUGAUAAAUUUAAUGAGUCGGAAGGAAGACGAGGAUGAAGAGGUGGAUGUAACACCGAAAAAGACACUCACACUGGCAACUGAGGCACUGGAAUAUAGAACAAUAUGUAUGGAGUUUAUAGAAAACUACAACGAAAGAAUCGUCCUAAUUAAGAAUCUGGUAAUGCAAGCAUUUCCGUACGGUCCAACAACAACACUAGUGAAUAAAAACGUCUUCGACUCAUUCCAUAAAAUAUAUGAGAAGUUUUACAAAGUCAUAAUGGAAAUGUUUAAGGAGUCGCCGUCAGACUGGCUGGCGAAAAUGCCGAAUCCAUCUGAAUUUAAAAACUAG
This is a messenger RNA of Theileria orientalis strain Shintoku, 2322 nucleotides long. RefSeq lists its product as uncharacterized. Gene Ontology annotation, cellular component: GARP complex. The transcript has 6 exons. NCBI's taxonomy places the organism in Eukaryota, Apicomplexa, Aconoidasida, Piroplasmida, Theileriidae. The record is from RefSeq and is a predicted model, not a curated record. Gene Ontology annotation, biological process: endocytic recycling; retrograde transport, endosome to Golgi; Golgi to vacuole transport. Gene Ontology annotation, molecular function: syntaxin binding.